Messenger RNA from Rosa chinensis, 2227 nucleotides. Its product is annotated as UPF0481 protein At3g47200. The record is from RefSeq and is a predicted model, not a curated record. NCBI's taxonomy places the organism in Eukaryota, Viridiplantae, Streptophyta, Magnoliopsida, Rosales, Rosaceae. The transcript is spliced from 4 exons. Bases 590 to 1921 code for a protein of 443 amino acids.
ACUCUAAAUCAGCAUAUGCCAUUCUCGUUUAUAACUUGAUAUUAAACUUUUGUCAUUUCAUUUCGCCUCUCGCUCUUUCCCUCUCUGAAAAGAGCUUUCUUCUCUUCGUCUCUCUUCUCUUUCUUCUCUUCUCUAGUCGCCUCUCUUCUCUUAUCUUCAUCAAGAAGGACCAGAUCGGGUUGAUGUAUCAAUCCUCUUCUCUGGGUCAUGGGGUUUCGUUUGAAAGCUCAGUAUGGUGCCAUGGUGGUUGAAGUGUGAGUGCGACCUCUGCCACUGUAAGGAGGAUCAGAUCGAUUUAUUUUUCUGAGACUUUGGGUAUGAUUAAGCAUGAAGACUCGCGCUUGAUCAGGAUCUCAAUUGGGGAUAGGUUUACUGCUUUAGUCUAAAGUUGAUAGUAAUCUCAGGAACUAUCAAAAGCAAAGCAAAGCUGUCCCAAGCUCUUAACCAAUUCUCAGAUCUGAAAUUUUUUGGAAUUACUUUGUUCAGAAAGCAUUGAUGAUUGCUGGUUCAAGAGCUAAUAAUCUUUGAUCAUUCUUGAUCGUGAUCAACCAUUGUAAUCACAACAAUAGAUCAAGGGGAAAAUCCGAAAAUGGAAGCAAGUAUUCAAUUAGCUGCUCCAAAUGACAUAGAUAACGGGUGCACGUCAGCAUUAGAAACUUCGAUGAUGGAGAAGUUAGAUAAGUUGUUUGCUAUGUCUCCUUCGCGUUGCAUCUACCGGGUCCCUCAUCGACUACGAUCUGUAUGUGAAAAGGCCUACACACCUCAGGUAGUCUCUAUAGGCCCACUUCAUCAUGGAAAAGAGACCUUGAAAGCCAUGGAAGAACAGAAAUGGAGGUACCUACGAUGUUUUAUACGUCGCAACAAUUUAAGCCUUAAGGAUUGUAUAAAAAUAGUGAGGGACCAAGAAACAAGAUUGCGAAGUUGUUACUCGGAGGCCAUUGAGCUUCAAAGUGAUGAAUUGAUAAGUAUCAUUCUAGUGGAUGCUGUCUUCAUCAUUGAGUUCCUACUUAGGUACUCGUACCUUGAAUUGCGAAAUGAAAAUGACUGCAUAUUUGGAACUCCAAAGAUGAUAGAUGAUGUAUGGCCUGACUUGGUGAUGCUUGAAAAUCAGCUGCCCUUCUUCAUUCUUGAGCACCUAUUCGGUUUAAACACAUUUUUAGCCCCUUCUGAGGACACCGACACACUUGAUUUUGGGAGGCUUUCAAUAUUGCAUCUUUGUCACCAGUUUUUGAAUCAAGACGUAAGACGUAUCGGGGGAACGUUAGAUAAUUUGAAGGCUGUGUCCGAAGAAGAAGUGCAACAUCUUGUUGAUUUCUUUAGAAAGCUUUAUAUAGCACCCCUAUUUAAACCACAAUCUGCAGGACAACCCAAACAAGUAACAGCACCUAGCAUCGAAGAGCUACACCGGGCAGGGGUCAAGUUUAAAUUCAGAUCCACCAAAAACUUGUUUGACAUAAGAUUCAAAGAUGGGAUUCUGGAAAUUCCAAAAUUAGAGAUAUCGGAUUCAACGGAGCUUAUACUUAGAAAUUUAAUUGCCUUUGAACAAUGCAUUUGGAAAGGUAAUUACAUUAGUGAUUAUGUUGGCAUCAUGGAUCAAUUUGUGAACACCCCAAAAGAUGUGGAGUUGCUUGUUCAUUACGGAAUUGUUGAACAUAUGCUAGGAGGUGGCAACGAUGAAUUGUGUACCAUGAUUAACAGCCUUACAACUGAGGUUAAGAUUUACCCAACGAAGUUCUAUUAUGGUACUGUUUGUGAAGAUUUGAACAAGUUUUGCAGUUUGCUGUGGCACAAAAGAAUGGCAAAUUUGAGACACAAUUAUUUCAACACACCUUGGAAAACUAUUUCUUUCAUUGCAGCAGUUUUUCUACUCAUAUUCACUGCUGUUCAAACGAUCUGCUCAAUUAUUUCUCUGAAGCCUUAACCAUAGAAAUGCACCUCCUUUGUUGCAUCAUGUGCUCAUCCUUUUCCAUUACUUCAGAGGUAAUACAGAAGUCUUGCUUCUCUCGUUUAUGUACUCUUUUUGCAUGACGAGGCUCGUCAGCUUCACUUGAAGUGAAUGGAAGUGUGCGUGGGCAGACUGAUAUCAAGUAUUGUUGAGUGAUUGAAUUAGUCUUCUUCAUGUGUUGUAAUGAGAUUCGUAUUGUCUUGUUUCUUUUACGUGUGUAACGAGAUUCGUAUGUACGUCUUGUUGAAGUUAUUGAUAAGUAACAUAAUUUGUUGUUACUAA